CUCUCCCUCGUAAAGGCGCCCGGAGAAGAAAGAAAGAGGUGGAGCGGCGAUGGGCUCGGCGGUGUUCGAGAUGGGACUGGAGUUGGAGCUGUGCGCCACCCGGAUCGUCGGCGACUUCGUGAAGGAGGUGUCGGCGAUCGAGAGCGGCGGCAGUGGGCGGGCAUCGAGGCUCGAGGAGUCCAUCAAGUUCUUGGAGGAGGAAAAGCGAAAGAUCGAGGCUUUUAGACGCGAGGUCCCCAUCUGCAUGCGUCUUCUUCGCGAGGUGAUCGAAAGGUUGAGGAGGGAGAUCGAGCGGUGCCGCUGCGAGAGUUUUGGACAUGUAUUCGGGGAAUUCAUGCCUCUUAAGAGUAAAGUCGAGGACGAUGGAGGGGUAAAAGUGGAAACGGAUUGCAGAGAUAAGAUGAACUGGAUGAGUUCCGUCCAACUCUGGAGCGAUAAUUACAGUGAGAACGAUGACGAAGAGAAGAUCGUGUCGAAUGAGCAAGAUGGAGCGGUGGAUCACAGACAGGGGAAGGGGAAGUCUCUAGAAUGCAAGAGCCGGAGCAGCGGGGUCGAGUUCCUGCCAUUUAAAGCUUUAUCGCCUCUUGCUGCGAGCUCCGAGGAGGAGGAGGAGAAGCCCGCUUCUGCGUUGCCUGAGCUCUCGCUGCAAUCACCGGCGAUCAACAGAACCCUUGACCUUGUAACUCCGGUCGCUUUGGGUGACCACCGAGGCUUCGGUGGUUUCAGAAAAGCCACUGAGUGGGUGCCUGCGACCCUUGGCUUGCAGUCACGGCUGCAACCACCGAGGAAGGCGAGGAGGUGCUGGUCGCAGGAACUGCAUCGCCGGUUCGUCCUCGCCAUCCAACAGCUGGGUGGCGCCCAAGUGGCUACUCCCAAGCAGAUACGAGAACUGAUGAAGGUGGAUGGGCUCACAAAUGAUGAAGUGAAGAGCCAUCUGCAGAAAUACCGAUUGCACAUUGAAAGGGUCCACGCUCAAAGGCUUCCUAAUGCUGUGGCUACGGCAGAUCGAGCAGUUGUGGUUUUAGGAGGCCUAUGGGAUCGUGAGGAACAAUACACUAGUUCCUCACAACAGAGUUUUUCACAAUCUGGGUCGCCGAUGAGCCCAUUUCAGUUAGCUGGCUCUAGAUGAGCUCUGGCUAGAGAUAGCUUUGAGGAAACUGGCAAAUCAGAGAGCUAUAGCUGGAAAUUUGGAGGCUUUCCAGUACUCGGUGAAGGAGAUCAAUGUCUAGAGAGAAAAAGAGAGAGAGAGAGAGAGAGAGAGAGAGAGAGAGAGAAUCAAAAUUUUGCUGAUACAAUACAACUGGGGGGAAAUGAUGAGACUGGUGAGUCUUGAUUCUCUCCCAUCACUUCUUCCAUUUACUUAUUUGCCUUCUUAAAUUUUGGUUUUUGGACACUAAGAAGGUUUUUUCGACACUGUUUGAUCAUUAGGGGAGUGUUAUUUCCUUAUGAUGAAGUAUUUCCAACAUAUUUUGGACACCAUCAUCCUUAAUCCUUUUUCAACAGCUUGGUGUAAUCAUAUUUGACAUCUUUCUCCAUCUGUUAAGUUUCUGUGACAGGUUACUCAAGGGAUGAGAUAGCAACAGAAGAGAUCAUGGACAAGAGAGACUUCUGGCACCAACAACAUUUAAUCAUCCAAAUCAGUGGUCCUGUCUGAAAUUGUCUGGAAUUCAUCUUAAAAUCCAAUGCUCAGAUCUGGCACUCACAUUCCUGCUUCCAAGUCAUUUUCCUGUUUGUGAGCUGACAAUUUCAUCCAUGAUUCCACUGUUUCAUUGCUAUUUCUGAGGGACCACCUUGUCAUUUUUCUUCCUGUAAGUUCAUUUCUGUUUGUGCAUCUUGGUCAUCUUAGAUCCACAUUCUCUUGUUCUUAUGUUAGUCUUUACCCCUGCAAGCAGAAAGACAGGCUUCAAGUAUAGCAUCUUCUCAAUUAUAUCUUUCUCCAAAGGACUUGCACCUCAAACAGAUGGAUAUUUCUUGAUAUCUCCAGCUGUUGCAAAGCAAAUCCAGACCAUUCCCUGGUGCCCAUCCUUUCUGUUCUUCUUGCAUCACAGGCUGGAUGGAGCCAGGCAGCUAACUUUAGCAUCUUGCAAGCUAUCUUUUUCUGAAUUCAUCUUCUUGUCCUGGCAACCAUGUGGAGCCUGCACAUUAAACUUCCAGCUUUUUUGUUGUCUACUGCUGCAUCUAAUUCCAGUCUUAGAACUACACAGAUGCCUUGUUUGCUGCAUGUCCACCUGAAACAAAGCCAUCCAUCAACUGUCUUUACAGUUUCAGGAGAACAGAGUCAUCAACAUAAAUAUAGGCAGACAUCAAACUGCCAUGGAUCAAAAGUCCUGUUAUAGUGUGAUCUCACAAACUCUUAUGUAGCAAGUGCUCCAAUUGAGUUCAGCUGUUGUUUGGCUGUCUACCUUCUGAGGUUCUUCUUUGCCUACUACUGAUGGGGUUAAUUAAGAUUUACUGCUCCCUGUGAAUCUUCAGUCAACAAAGCAACAGUCUUGAGAAGAGCUCAAAGAAUCUGACCUUGGAAAAAGUAUUGAUAUAUCUUUUGGUUUUUGCUAAAGAAAUGCCAAAUUUCACAGCAGGAUCACUGAAUGCUCCAACAAGAGAAAGAUAAUGAAUCAACUGCCUUCUUGUCCUAAAAUCCUGUUUGUCUUCUUGCUUACACUAAAUUCAUAUCACCACAAUGCACAUCCAAAAAUCUUUAAGGUGGGACACAAGUGUCACUCUCAAUGAGGAAGAUUGGAUCGCUUGAUCAAGAUCCAGAUGUUGGGCUUCUCUUCUUUCCCUCCUCACAGAUGCAUAAUGACCUACAAAUAAGGGAAACAGAACACAACUGAGGUACCUCCACCUCUUCUUUUCCUCUGCUUCACUAAAUCAUUGGACCAUAAUGUCAUGAAUCAACCACUCAGAUUGAAAUCCAAGUGAAAUGUUCUUGGAAAUUCCAUGGUUUGAAGCCGAGACACGUAGCGACCUCGUCUUGUUUGGCUGGCCAUGUUUUCUUCCAGCUGAAGGAAGAACCAGUUGCAUGCAGGUGAAGCUAAUCCAUGGAGGCAGGUGAAUUUUCACUGUUUCAGUAGAUUACAGGGUAUGAGAAAGGGCAAGAAGUUGUCUUUAAUCUUCAGUGAAGGUGAAGGCUUUGAACUAUUACUAUCAAGAAUACUUGGAUACAAUUAUUACUCAAUAUCAAUUCUUCUUACAAAUAA
This is a messenger RNA of Musa acuminata AAA Group (dessert banana), 3197 nucleotides long. Its product is annotated as transcription factor NIGTH1-like. Gene Ontology annotation, biological process: regulation of DNA-templated transcription. The transcript is spliced from 5 exons. Bases 50 to 1129 code for a protein of 359 amino acids. NCBI's taxonomy places the organism in Eukaryota, Viridiplantae, Streptophyta, Magnoliopsida, Zingiberales, Musaceae. Gene Ontology annotation, molecular function: DNA-binding transcription factor activity; DNA binding. The record is from RefSeq and is a predicted model, not a curated record.